This is a messenger RNA of Penicillium verhagenii, 3936 nucleotides long. RefSeq names its product putative VPS9 domain protein. The transcript has 3 exons. The record is from RefSeq and is a predicted model, not a curated record. Gene Ontology annotation, cellular component: early endosome; late endosome; plasma membrane. Gene Ontology annotation, molecular function: guanyl-nucleotide exchange factor activity; SNARE binding; phosphatidylinositol binding. Gene Ontology annotation, biological process: early endosome to late endosome transport. NCBI's taxonomy places the organism in Eukaryota, Fungi, Ascomycota, Eurotiomycetes, Eurotiales, Aspergillaceae. The coding region runs from base 1 to 3936 and encodes 1311 amino acids.
AUGCACCCUCUAAACCCUUUUCUCCGCGCCUUCUUCCGAAGCACUGUUCCGGGGCAGUGUAUACCCGUUGAGAAUCAUGUCCUUCUUGUCCCUACGACAGAAUGUCUGGUCGGCUCGCGGGAUCGGGAGUCCAAUCUGUACUACUCGGAUCUUGUCGCGUCGGAGGAGUUUCUAGGGAGUCAUGUAUUACGAAUUCCAAUCAACGCAGCCUCAAAGGAUGGAAAGGAGGAUUCAAAUGUGCGGGAUAAUAGGGGCAAAGCAAAGCAAGUCACGACUUUCAAUGGGAGAACAGUUAUUAUCAAGGAGAACUCAGUCUACAGCAACAAAGGCUUCAAAUCCCUUACUCAAGCUCAGUUGUUGUCUGACGCCUUAUAUUACACACCAUCAAGCGAGUCGAGACCAUGGCUUAUAUACUACAUCUCUCGCCCGUUGAUAGGAACGUUUGAUCCGGCCAGGAUAGUUCCCGCUGCAGUGCCAGGGAGUAACGCGAAGAAGAUCGAGUCACCACCAACAAGUAAGAAAGCAACGAAUAGACACACCAUCGGGACACCACCAAAGCAGGAGAUUAAAACUUUCGGCGAGCUGUUGGCCAACUUUCCAAUGAUUGCGAGGCAGAUGCAGCCUGGCCUAGAAAGGCUAUUUCGGGAGUUUGGCAAAGAGCUUGGAAAGCCACUCCCACCACCACCCUCCAGGUCGCCAUCUGCUUCUGGAAGCGAAAAUGAACAUAAACUAUCCCGAGCCGAGACAUUAAUAGAUGAGAAUUCAUCUAUCCGCAGUUGGUCAUCCCGCCGUGGACGGCUUCCCUUCAAUUCCGAAGAAUAUUUUGAAGACGACGAAGAUCUUAUGCGAAGGAGCUUGGAGACUGCUGUGACAGCCGCCAUUGAUCUCUUCCGGUUGGUCGACAAGCAGCAACUAUCUCUCCUUGGUGCCACAACCGAUCUUACUGGCCCACUGGUAGAGCGACUUAUCGAGCGAUAUGUCGCUGAGCAAGUCCAUCAGCCAUUAUUAUUUCCUCGUCUUUGUGCUUUCCGGCAGCCCGAGGAUACAGAACUAGACUCUAGGAUCCGUCAUAUGGAAAGUAUUGACGUGACCCAAGUUGGGAUCAGUGUGGAAGGAGGGCAUGAAGGAAAAAGAGAACUAAUUCGCCGACUGGGGCGAGCUGUGGAUGAAUUCCGAAAGAUGGGGGAGGCCAGAAGUCCCCAUGAAAUGCUCAAUACCCUGUUGGAGACGGUCAAAGUGAUAUCAUAUCCGGGGAGCUAUAACCAAUUAGAUGGUUUGGGAUCUGAGAAAGGACGAUCCCCAAUUACCAUCAAUGCUGACGUCUUGGUGUCCUUGCUACUGGUUGUUGUGAUCAGAUCCCAAGUAAGGCAUCUGCAAGCUCGUUUACUUUACAUGCAACACUUCAUCUACAUUGACGACGUGGAUAGCGGUGAGAUGGGCUACGCCCUGAGCACGUUUGAAGCAGUUUUGAUGUACCUGGUCACUGAUUCAGCUGGUCUUCGUCGCGCAAGCGUGAGAAAUCGACGAUUAUGGCAAGCUACCAAGGCCGGACGGGUUUCGGACAUGAAGAGCAUUCUCGAGCCCAAUGGUGAUCACGAUUCUAUAGAUGAAACUAUUCCUCGCGAGCCAGAGCGCAAAUCAGUCUUUUUUCAAACAGACAGUGUUGAGGAUCUCGAAGAGUCCCCAUUCGAUACAUCGUCGAUGUACAGCAACUCGGUGUGCACGAAUGGCGAGCCAUUCCCGUCGCUUGAUGUUUCUUCUUCAGAAGCACCGCCCUUGUCUCACGUCUUCCCGUUUCAGACUUGGGAUGGGCCUUCAACCCCAAGAGACCCUAAUAGGCCAGUGAAAAAAGUUUCCAUGGAUGUUCGCAGCUUAUCAGAGUCGUCCGCUGUCUCGUUCCUCUCCCGAACGACUACUAUUGGGUCUAUGACGAGCGGCAUCGAGGGCGACAGCUCUAUUGAAACCAUGACCAGGACUCAGGACCCUGCUGGUGAUUCGAUUCCUAUGAUGGCCGUUGGAAGACGCCAAGCUGAGGCAUUAAAGUAUUUGCUGAGCCUAGAGGAAUAUUAUCCCUUGGAAGAUAUCCUCGAAGACACCAACGCCGAUGGGACAACACUACUCAAUGCGGCUGUGCAACUUGCACACGGCGAGAUAGUUGAGAUUCUCUUGGACUUCCUGUUUAGCAAAACCGAUAAUAGUGUGGUUGCAAUGUACCUGACCAAAUCAGAUGUACAUGGUCGAACCGUGGGUCAUUAUCUCUUCAGUACACCUUCUCUUCUAGCCCGCCUAGGUGGUCUUCUUCCCUGGCGGCAGAGGGAUAAACAUGGGCAAACCCCGCUCUUUGCCCUUUGUCGGUCGUAUGAUCACCCCGAGUACAGGCUCAUGGUUCAGUCUGCUUUGACAGCAGCACAAAGGGCACAGGGUAAUGGAAAGCCCCUUCAACUGGAUGACCAUGUUGAUGCCAAGGGCAACACACUACUACAUAUUGUGGGAGAUCCGGAAAUUACUACCCGCAUUCUUCAGGAGAGUGACUGCGACCCUAAUGCUACCAACGACAAGCGGUUCACACCUCUGAUGAUGGCCAGCAAAUACGGGCGCGUGGAUCAAGUUCGAAUCCUUUUCUUGGACCCAAGAGUCGAUGUGCAUGUCAAGGAAGCUCGGGGACUGACGGCUGUCGAGCUCGCCAAAGAUGAUGAAGUACGAAACAGAAUCGAUGAUCUGAUUCUGUUAUCACACCCACCAUCAACACUAGGUGACCCUUCAGGCCGUGUCACUACAGUGGUACGUUCUUUCUUCGUUGAAGAUGCAACGGUACGGUUCAUUCUCAAGUCUGGCGCACCACACGCACAAACCCCAGAUUCUGUAGUAUCAUCCCGACCAGGCUCAACAACCUAUACCGUUACCACAUGCCGUCGAAGCUUUCAAGACUUUGAAAACCUUGCCAAAUGGCUGUCAGUCGAGCAUCCUGCUUCUUAUGUGCCAUCUCUUUCCGACUUUAGGAAUCCUUUCCAAAUCCACUCCAAACCGUCUCGAUCUGUGCUUCAUGAUUUGCAGGAAAAGCUUGAUCGCUUCCUGAAAACUCUUUUGACACAUCCCACCUUUGCAACUCAUGAGAUGCUCUGGGAGUUCUUCCUCGUGCCAGAAUUGCAACCGGAGAUGAUGGCAGAUAGAUCUCGAAGCAAGGCAGCUGUGCUGACUGAAACCAUCGCCGAUGACUUCUCCCCGAUCUCCCUGGAGGGUAUGCGUGAUACUGAGCAGUUUGUAUCCCAUGCACAAGAUAUGGUGCGCGGUGUACACGUCAAUACACGCAGUCUGAUACGCCGUGGUCAUGCGCUUCAAAACUCCUCAGCAGAUAUUGCAGACGCCGUGUCUCUUUGCUCAUCUAUGCUUUCCACCCUCCAAGAACCUACAAACGCCCUUCCACAAUCCCACAUCGACGCCUUCACCCGCUACGGCACCUGCCUCUCCACUUCCAGCUCCGACUCCUCCCCACUCCUGCAUUAUCUUGCCACACUCACAUCAAUUGACAACACCACCGCCGCCAUCCUCACAUCUCUCUCUCGCCCUCUCUCUCUCAUGUCAGAUCUCACCUCCACAAAUCGUAGCGUCGCCCGCUCACGCUCGUCUCUCAUCUCCUCAUCCCUGCCUCGCAAAUUCAACAUCAAUCUUCCCGGCUUCGAAGAAUCACGACAGAAAUCUGUCCGUGACCUGGAGCAGAAGAUCGGCGAAGGCGAAGCCGAGUCAGCUCGUCUCGCGAGGGAAGUCUCGUGGAACAAAGAUGUCGUCGUCGGUGAAUUAGCCGGAUGGACGACAUGGCGCGAGAAAGUCGGUCGCGAGGCCAUCCGCGCAUUUGUCAAGAAUACCCUGGUCCGAGAAAAAGAGCGCGGCAAACGUAUGGAGCGCUGCCUGCGCAGUGUGCGAGAUAUGAAACAAUGA